Molecule: messenger RNA, 2481 nt
Organism: Solanum tuberosum (potato)
Lineage: Eukaryota; Viridiplantae; Streptophyta; Magnoliopsida; Solanales; Solanaceae
Product: mitochondrial import inner membrane translocase subunit tim16-like
Exons: 3
Coding region: 1782-2186 (134 amino acids)
Biological process (GO): protein import into mitochondrial matrix
Cellular component (GO): TIM23 mitochondrial import inner membrane translocase complex
Source: RefSeq, a predicted model, not a curated record
CUGUUAUCUUUUUUAUUAUUGGUGCAAUGUUUUCCAGGAUAUGCUUGCCAAUCCAUUCUUCCUUGAAUUUGAGUAUCAUUGUUUGGCUGGUUUGUUGGGGUUUUUUUCAUUGUUUUGCUGGUUUAUAGAAGUCUUUAAAAUUAUAUUUGAUAAUGUUUGGAUCUUCAAUUUUAAUUCUUCAACCUAUAUCAAAUUGAUACACUGUUUCAAUAUGGAGGGAGGAGGGAAACAUUGAUGUAUGUUUUGGGACUCAAAAUGUUAGGCACCACCUUUGUGCUUAAUGAAAUGACUCUUUAUUCUGUGAUAAGUUUGUAGACAUGAUUCCUUAUCUGGAUGAUAUUCAACUCAAGCUUUUGGUAGUGGUAAGAGCGCAAUGCUUGAUGUGUGGGUUUCUCUACUCUUUUGGUAUACUCUACUUGUAUAGAAUCUCCCAACAUUAAUCAAAUCAUUUAAAUUAUUAAAAAAAUGGUAAAGAGAAUAUUACAUUAAUAGCUUGAGAAAUUAGCAAAUGGGGCGAUAAGGAAGGGAUAACAUUUGUGGUAAAGACCUUCCAUCUUCAACUAUGAGGUUAGGAUUCUAGUUAUCAAGGGAGCAAAAUGAGAAAAAAAAAUAUCAUGGGUGGGGGAUUUCUAGGGGUGGAGAUUAGCUUACAAAAACACAAUAAAUCCUUAAUCCCAGGCUUGUUGGAUCUGAAUCCUUAACUAUCCAUUUUGCUCAAUUUGGACCCAUCCAAUUCCAGUAUUCAACAAUUUAAGUUCUCUAUCACUAGAGUUCCACAAUUUCUAUUAACAUGCAAAUCUUUAACAAGCUCUAAGCAAACAUUAGACCUAAUGUAAACUUCCCCAACAUGACUAAACUGUAAUUUCAACUAGUUAUGUUCUAUUUCUUUUUGCUAAAUAUGCAUAAAUUCCAAGAGAUUGUAGGUCUUUCAAAACAACUUCUUUCCGUUUGACUUUAGGUUUACCUCUUUCUCUUAACACCUUCACUGAUUAUAGUUUCACAUUUAUAGAUUAGUGCAUCAGAGGUCAACGUAGGACAUGAUUAAACUUUCUCAAAUGACCUUCUCUCAUUUUAUCCUUUAUGUGUGCUACUUGUCCCGUCUGCUGAACAUGAACAUUCUGAAUAAGUGUGAAAUCACCUAAUACUUGCAUGUUGAAUGACUUCCACUCAGUGCCGUAAGAUGCUGCAUUUUGUGGCAUUUCUUUGAUAAAAUAAUUAAGUAGGCAAUAAUUUACAGUUAUGUCUAAUUUAGUCCUUGGUUUUGCAUCGUACCAGUCAAUCUUUUAAGGGUAAUCUCUUUUUAGUUCUAAUGUGGCCAAUGUGAUUGAGGUCAAUGAAAAAUGAAUUAUUUAGUUAGAGAUCUAGUUUUUACCUUUAAGCUCUAUAAAAUUUUCAAAGUAUUUGUCUCCAGUAUGCUUUUGUUCCUUCUGCCAUUGUCAAUUAUGCUUCCGUUACUUAGCUAGGUUGCACUGGCAACCAUAUUUGAUGGCUAAGUAAAAAGAGUUUAACGACUAAUCAUGUGACCUCCCCUCUGUCCCCUAGACAAAGUAUUGUUGAGGAUUCAUAUUAAUGGGCUAGUUUUACAUUGGCUAUUGCAUCCCUCCUCUUUUACCCGAGCUCACCCAGGCAGAGUAAUCCUCCCGUAAACAAAGUAAAAUCAUUAAGUUUGAAACUCUUUUACCAACACGGUUCUUAUCAUAGAAAAAGUGGAUAUUUCAGGCCAUAGCUCACCUUAUGUCAAUGUUUGUUGAUAUUGUUUUAUUUCUUCAAGUUCAUGAGCCAUGUACUUACUUGAAAUGGUAUCUUAUUUCGGCAACUAUGCAAUCAUGUUGUUCUUGAGGCAGGCUGCAAAAAUUAUUGCUAAUUUAAUUGUAAUGGGCUCUUCUAUAUUGGCAAGGGCUUUUGUUCAAGCAUAUCGUCAGGCAUUGUCCAAUGCCUCGAAGAAUGGUGUUGCUCAAGAAGCAGUGCAGAAUAUUAAAAGAUCUAGCAAAACCAUGACGGAAGCAGAGGCAAGACAGAUUCUUGGUGUCACAGAGGAUUCAUCAUGGGAAGAAAUUGUGCAGAAGUAUGACAACUUGUUUGAGCGAAAUGCUAAAAACCGGAGUUUUUACCUUCAAUCAAAGGUACAUAGAGCUAAAGAGUGUUUGGAAGAAGUUCACAAACCUAAAGAACCAGAAACAAAAUAAGAAAUCUCGUGCUGAUGUUUAGUGUAUAUUCUUGCUGCUAAUGAUUUACCUAGCUAGUUCCUUGGAUCUUUGUCGAAAAUUUUAUAUUUUGGUGACAGCAGUUGAGGUUUCUGUUCAAGAACUUCAAUGUAGUGAGUGUGUUAGACACAUCACAGCACAACACACUCACACCAUUGUAGUAUACAUGUGUAUAAAGGGAUCAAUUUCUUGAGUAGCUAACAAAAAAAGAAGUUGAAAAAACUUGAUGACAUUUUCGCCCAUUAUUUUAAGUUGUAUUCAUUAUUCAAGCUUCUUA